AGACCCAUGUUGUCGUCCAUCCCUCCUUCUGGUAGAAGUUGCUCUCUUCAGACCCACGACGUACGACCCGACCCCAGGUCAACAAAGCAAUUUUUGGUGGAGCUUUAGGUCGAAACCAGUACUCCACUGCUCCCUAAGGUAAAAUUGUGUCUGAAUCUUCAAGUUCUUCAUCCGCGAUGUCAUCUCGUGAAGUAGACCAAGGUCUAGAAAAGUUUCCAAUGAAAUCAUCCUCUCCACUAACAAAAGUCAUAGAAGAAGCCACUGAAAAGUCUCCAAUGAUAUCACCAUCUCCCCCAACACUAGCAGUAGAAGAACCAAAUGUAAAAUCAUCUUCUCCUCCAAUACAAGUAGUAGAAGAAACAACUAAAAAAGCUCAUUUGAUUGGUGUGCAGGGUUGGAUUUAUGAAGCACUACAUUUACUUGGCAAAUUAUUUGCAAAUCGAAAAGAAAAAAAAUCGACUCCUCAUUGCUUACAUUGGGAAGCAAAAGAGCCCGAAUAUAAAGAGAUUACUCGAGCAUUGAUGCUUGCCAAUGGCACCAUUGACUUACACAAUAUCCUUCAUGCAUCAAAUUUUGAGAAGUGUCAACCAUACUUUAAGCAGUUUGAGUUUUUGAAUGAUAAAUGUGAUGACUUGAUUGAACAUUUUGUUAAAAAGCUAAAGGAAUGCAAUUCUGUUUUGAGUGGAUAUAAGAAGGAAGAAGUUGAGUUAGAAAGGGAAGAACACAAGAUUGAUGUUUCAGAUGAUCCACAUGAAAAAGAAGGUCGCCUUCAGCUUCAAAUGUUAAUCCAAAUCAGAAUUCAAGCAAUGUGAUAAAGUUAUGGGUUGAGAAUUUUUUUAAGGAUUUCGAGAGUAAAAUGGCCUCUCGUUUUGAUGAGUUGAUGACGUGACAAGAUGAAAUGGCCUCCAAAUUGGACUUGGUGUUGUCGAUGAUGGUUCAUUGUUCUGGUGUUAAAUCUAAUGAACCUGAGUUUGAGUUGGAGGGUAAACAUAGUGACAUAAAAGUUGUCGAUAUUGAGUGUGGAGAGGCUAUAGCUAUGCCACUCCACCCACUUUUAAUGAUGAUGAUGUUGUUUGUAAUAAUAAAAAUGAAGUUGAGGUUACAUCUCCUCAUUAUAGGUCAGUGAGAAAAAGGAAACGUGCUUCUGCCUUAAUGACACCACAUACAGACCCAACAAAGAGGAGAAAAUUUAGAAAAGGUAAUGGGUGCAAAUUUCACUUGUUUCGCAAGAUUGACAUGCACAAGGAAGAUGCAUUUAUGAAAUGAUUGUUAGCUUAAAUGAAAUAUAGG
Molecule: messenger RNA, 1290 nt
Organism: Humulus lupulus (European hop)
Lineage: Eukaryota; Viridiplantae; Streptophyta; Magnoliopsida; Rosales; Cannabaceae
Exons: 4
Coding region: 177-812 (211 amino acids)
Source: RefSeq, a predicted model, not a curated record